Messenger RNA from Colletotrichum spaethianum, 2748 nucleotides. RefSeq names its product subtilisin Carlsberg. The coding region runs from base 1 to 2748 and encodes 915 amino acids. The transcript has a single exon. Gene Ontology annotation, biological process: DNA repair; DNA replication; regulation of DNA-templated transcription. The record is from RefSeq and is a predicted model, not a curated record. Gene Ontology annotation, molecular function: DNA binding; 5'-flap endonuclease activity. Gene Ontology annotation, cellular component: nucleus; Slx1-Slx4 complex. NCBI's taxonomy places the organism in Eukaryota, Fungi, Ascomycota, Sordariomycetes, Glomerellales, Glomerellaceae.
AUGGGGUCUCCGUUUCGAAGCACCCGUCAUGACGCCCGCAACCUUUCCUCCUCGCCGGGCCUUCCAUCCCUCGAUCAACUCAAGUCCCAAUUCCCCAAGAACCCUCCGAUUCGACGCGGCAGUAUAGCCAUGCCGAUGCCCAGCCAAGCGAGCCACCAUUCCUCCAAUGCCUCGAACUUCCUCCGCCAGGAACAGUCUGCGAUCGACUUGACGACACCCUCCAAGGGUUCCAUUGAACCUCCGAUGCCACAGCAGGAGGAGGAUGUGACUGUUGUAUCAAUUGCGACCUUGACUUCGAAGCCGAAGCGGAAGAGAGGUGUCAAAGUCCUAGAGAAGAAGGCAAACGAACCGCCACCAAAUCCCACGAGAGAUGUCGAAGGGAGCCCGCCAUGGAAGAAGUACGUGAAGCCCAAGAACGCGACCGAGAUACCUGAGAAAAUACCGAAAACCACAAAGGCCAAGGCACCCACGAAAAAGGGCGGUGUCAAGAGUCACCACUUUGCAAAGGCCAAAACUGGGGAAGAGGCAGAAACUACGGUGCUACCCAAAAAAGAUGCGCCAUUGGAGCUGGAGGCAGCUUUGAGACGUCGCGUAGACUGGACGCCACCGCCGGCUGACAGCGGACUGGCUGCUGGGUCCAAGUCUUCACAAGCCAUCGAACUUCUCUCCUCGGCUGCGAAAAUUUCGAGUCGUGCAGCAUCGAAGGAUACUUUCGAGAAUCUCCUGAAGAAAUAUGGCCGGCCGGAUGAAGACGCACUAAAGAGGCCAUCUGCUGAAACUUCAGAUAGCGACAAUCCAGCUUUCAAGAAGCGAAAGCUGAUUGGGGCGGUGCCCGUCAGCGAUUCGUCAAAGAUGGCACCACCAGCAAAGGGCGCCACGAAGGCAAAAGCACCCAGGAAGAAGCCGCGCACAAUCACCGAGCUGGCCACAGCGGCCUACGUGGUCCCAGCCGCUGUUGAACAGGAGACUGUCCCAGCGAUUCCACAAGAAAGCGCUGCAAAUGAGGACGAAGCGGCGAAACCGAAGGGGAAAAAGCGGGCGUCAAGGGCGAAGAAGCCGAAGAAGGUACUUCCGCCAGAACCUGUUUUACUCUCGCCGACCGCGGCUUUGAGGCAAGCGGCAAAUCAGGACUACGUUUUCGGGACUUCCAGCCAGCUGGCACGAGAACAUUCUCCUACUUUCCUGAGGGAUCUCCAGUCCGCGCUGCAGGCGUCGAACUCGUUGAGGGAGGAAGACCCAUUUGUGACACCAAUCAACAGCGAUGCUAUCGAACCUGAACCCAAGCAGAAGCUCUGGGAUGUCGGUGCAAGGGACGAGGAUGGACGGCUUUUAGAUCUGGAAGUCAUCAAUCUAGCUGAUACCCCUGACGUAGUCCCAAGCGCAACAGCCGGUAUCAACCCGUUCGGAUACGCAGGCGUUCAGAACCAAGCAGCACCACUGCCAGCCCAUAUUCCAUCAGACGUGUCUUUCCCAGACAUAGAAGACCUCUUGGGUAAGGGUCCAGUCGGCGACGCUUCCACUGAGCAGAAACCAGCGGCGCCACUACCAGUCCACAUACCCUCUGAUGCUUCCUUCCCGGAUAUAGACGAUCUCUUGGGCAAUAAUACAGGCGGCGACAUGACUAAGCAACAAAAAGAGGCCCCGCCUGUCUCUCCAGCUGCCCGGCAAGCCGAUCCUGAACCGGAAGUUGCCUCAACGGUGUUGGUUUCGUCUGGGUCGGUGCCAGAUAUCGAAGCAGCUCCUGACCUGGCGCCUCCUCGAUUGCCAUCGGCAUCAGAGGCCGAAGUUUCCAAGUCGAUACAAAUAAACAAGCCUGUGCCAGAAAUUCCAAAACCGAAUUAUGACCUCUACACCGAUAACCAGCUUGCCAGGGAGAUCGCCUCUUACGGAUUCAAGCCGGUCAAGCGACGACAGGCCAUGCUCGCCCUGCUGGAUCAGUGUUGGACGAGUAAGCAGAGGACGGCCCUUGCUUCGCUUCCCACAAACCACCCGAUCUCGACGACCUCUCGGGCGCAAGCCGCUGCUCCAAAGAAACCCGCAGUGAACACAUCACCCAAGCGGCCGCGAGGUCGUCCCAGGAAAAACAGCGAGAUCGAGAUGCCUUCCAGUGAGCCGCCACCAUCAGCGCAACCUCCCCCGCCGUCGCCCAAACGGGGUCGCGGGCGCUCAAAGAAGACCACAGAGCCCUCGAAUACUACCACUUCGACGUCAGCGGCGGCCAAGAAGGGCAAGGCCAAAGCAAGCACUGCGGCACAAGCGGUUCCCAAAGUGGCCUCACCGGCUGCUUCUCCACGUCCAAAGAAGGCCAAGGUGUCGGUCAUCAUUGAAAUCCCAGACUCGGCAUCUGAAGGGUCGCUUUCACCGUCGCCGUCGGCAUGCUCCUCACCCGAGCCAAUGUUUUCACCACCCCCCGAAGACGUCUCGGUCUCCAUCGGCGAUGAUACGGAAAUGUCACUUGCUGCAUCGCCAACCAGCCAGUCGGCAGUGCUAUUUGCGCAAAUCACCGAAGCGGUGACUUCGGCGCCGCCGACGACAGACCCCAAGAAGCCGUCCUUCCAUGAGAUGAUGUUGAUGUAUGAUCCGAUCGUGCUAGAAGACCUCGCCACUUGGCUGAACACGGGCCAGCUCUCUAAGGUUGGCUUCGACGGCGAGGUGUCGCCGAAUGAAGUGAAGCAAUGGUGCGAAUCCAAGAGCGUGUGCUGUUUAUGGCGCGAGAGCUUGAGAGGAAAGGAGCGGAAGAGAUAUUGA